Molecule: messenger RNA, 1834 nt
Organism: Cylas formicarius (sweet potato weevil)
Lineage: Eukaryota; Metazoa; Arthropoda; Insecta; Coleoptera; Brentidae
Product: serine/threonine-protein phosphatase 2A regulatory subunit B'' subunit gamma-like
Exons: 5
Coding region: 450-1754 (434 amino acids)
Biological process (GO): cortical cytoskeleton organization; positive regulation of B cell differentiation; T cell homeostasis
Cellular component (GO): spindle; centrosome
Source: RefSeq, a predicted model, not a curated record
AAUGAAAAUAACCAGAAAUGAACGAAAUGGCAAUGAAAUAUUUAUGUAUUCCUAAUACUUUAGCUCCAUCCGAGAGCGUGGUUUUAAAUACAGGUUCUGAGCCUUGCCUUAAGGAGAAAUAGGCUUGAUCCCAUAUUUUUGAGAUGAAAUUUAAUAAACUUUAUCAUUCGAUUAACUGGAAAUGAAAACAUAAGAUAUUUUAAAAACCGGAUAACAGGAAAUUUUUAUUCGAAUAAACCCAUCACUAAUAGAAAUACUCUAAGACUACUUGUGCUGGGGUCUGGGGUAUAUUAUAAAUAAUAACAAUAUACCCUAGGAUAAGUUUUAUUUUGUGUUUUUGGAAAAGGAAUAAUUUCAACUAGGAACGGGUACUUUGUUAAUUUAGUGGCAGUCACAAAAGGACCGAUAUUAUUCAAAAUUACAAUAGCGAAGCCUUUUCAUUUAAUGAUAUGGAUUUAAAAAUUCUGCUGAAAACAAAAAUUGCUCAAGGAGAAUAUGUCACUAGUUUAGAAGAUCUAACCAAUGAAGAUAAACAUUUCAAUACUUUUCUUGAUAAUUGGGGCAAAAAAUCAGAACAAGUUGCCGGAAUUCCCAAAUUUUUUUGUAAAACUCCCAAAGAGUCUGAACCCUUGCGCUAUAAACUUCGUGAGGAAAGUCGAUCCAAUCUUCUAAAGAGAAAGAGUUUACCUUUGCUAGAGAGAAAUGAAUUAAAUGAAUUGUGGACUUUAUUAGAUCAAAAUCAAAACUUAAUAGAUGAACAGCUUAUAUCUUAUUCAGAUUUUCAAAAGGUUGCUCAGUUAGCAGGUAAAAAAGUUAAACCUUACUUUAAGCCUAGUGUAUUUGCAAAAUUGCAACAAGAUGAUUGUCAAGGAAGGGUGUCUAUUAUUUCUCUUUUUAACUAUGUGAUGAGAAAAGUGUGGCUAGAUCAAACACGAGUUGGUCUCUCUUUAUAUGAUAACACAGGACAAGGAUAUUUGACAGAAAAUGAAUUGGAAAAUUAUAUAUCAGAAUUGUUGCCCACUUUGUGUCAACUAGAUGGCCUCGAGACGUCGUUUCAUAGCUUUUAUGUUUGUACAGCAGUACGAAAAUUUCUGUUCUUCUUAGAUGUGGUCCGAGCAAACAGAGUUAGAAUUCUAGAUAUUUUGGCUUGUUCAUUUCUGGAUGAUUUAUUAGAAUUAAGAGAUGAGGAUUUGAGUAAAGAUGUUCAAGAACAAAAUUGGUUUAGCGCGCCUUCAGCCUUAAGAAUCUAUGGUCACUACCUAAAUUUGGAUCGGGACCAUAAUGGAAUGCUUAGUAAAUCGGAACUAGCUGGAUAUGGUUCAGGAACGCUUACUCAACCAUUUCUGGAUAGAGUAUUUCAAACUUGCCUUACAUAUGGAGGCGAGAUGGAUUAUAAAACAUAUUUGGAUCUUGUCUUAGCAUUAGAAAAUCGAUCCGAACCGCAAGCCCUAGGAUAUCUGUUCCGCAUCCUUGAUAUUAAAAAUUGUGGAUACCUAGAUGCGUUUACCUUGAACUUUUUUUUUCGAGCAAUCCAGGAUCAAAUGAAAGCUCAUGGUUCAGAACAACCAGUUCCUUUCCAAGAUGUCAAAGAUGAACUGUUUGAUAUGGUUCGACCAAAGGAUAGAGAAAAAAUUACUCUUACUGAUUUGCUCGCUUGUGGACAAGGCGACACGUUUGUUAGUAUUUUAAUAGAAUUUCACGGGUUUUGGGCUUAUGAACACAGAGAAGCAAUUUCAUCAGAACCUCAAGACUGAUACACUUUACACCCUCGGUUAUUGUAAACGGGGUUGAAUUCUUUUGCGCUAUAUAGUGGAUAAUAAAAAGGUUUUGUGAA